Rhododendron vialii is the source of this 687-nucleotide messenger RNA. RefSeq lists its product as uncharacterized. The record is from RefSeq and is a predicted model, not a curated record. The transcript has 3 exons. The coding region runs from base 106 to 537 and encodes 143 amino acids. Lineage: Eukaryota; Viridiplantae; Streptophyta; Magnoliopsida; Ericales; Ericaceae.
CUCUGCCUGAGAAACACUCCUCCCUUCCCUCCAAGGCUCGAUCCACAAAUCCCGUACGCGUUUCACAAAUCUGAGAAAAUCGAAAGAAAGCAUUUGGAAACAAACAUGGCAUCGAAGCCGAGCCCAGCAUUUGCUUACACGGUGGUGUACGUGAAAGACGUAGCCAAAUCCGUCGAUUUCUACGCCAAAGCCUUUGGUUACAGCGUUCGUCGCUUGGAUUUAUCCCACCGAUGGGGAGAGCUAGACAGUGGGCAGACCACCAUAGCAUUCACACCGGCGCACCAGCACGAGACCGAUGACUUAACGGGCACCGUCCAGACGCCCCGUUCGGAUCGCGAAAGGAACCCGGUUGAGGUUGCCUUUGAUUACCCGGACGUCGAUGCCGCCUACAAGAGGGCGGUGGAGAACGGAGCAGUGCCCGUGAGCGAGCCGCAGGAGAAGGAGUGGGGCCAGAAAGUUGGGUACGUGCGAGACAUUGAUGGCAUGGUAGUGAGGAUGGGGAGUUACGUGGGCCAGCCCAAGUCCAAAUCGAACUAGUGGAAUUUUGGGCUUUUAUGGGCUUUCUGAUAUGGUUGUCUUGCUUUUGAGUGUUGUCUUAAUUUUCCGUUGCAAGUUCGAGUUGUCUUUUGAACUUUGAUCUAGGGUGUUACCCUAGUUAAGGAUAUGAAACUUUCUUCCAAUUUUUUC